UGGUUCAAUAAUAGAUGGUGUGUGGCGGAAUGGAUUCCGACCACAACCAUAUCAACGGGGAUCUCGCCCAUGGCUUCGAGAACAUGGUGUGCGUCCGUUGUAAUGAUGGUUUUUCGAUGCAAGAUCAGAUGGUGAACUCUUCCGGGCAAGUAUGGCAUUCGGAGUGUUUUGUAUGUGCUCAAUGCUUUGAGCCAUUCCCAGACGGCAUCUACUUUGAGUAUGAAGGACGAAAGUACUGCGAGCAUGACUUCCAUGUUCUGUUCUCACCAUGUUGUGGAAAAUGCAACGAGUUCAUCGUUGGACGAGUGAUUAAAGCAAUGAAUGCCAGCUGGCAUCCGGGAUGUUUCUGUUGUGAGAUUUGCAAUAAACAGUUGGCCGAUGUCGGAUUUUUACGGAACGCUGGACGAGCUCUCUGUCGCGAAUGUAACGAACGGGAAAAGGCAGCAGGUCAUGGACGAUAUGUGUGCCACAAAUGCCACGCAAUGAUUGAUGAUGGACAACACAUCAAAUUCCGUGGAGAUUCAUUCCAUCCUUAUCACUUUAAGUGCAAACGUUGCAACAAUGAAUUAACGACAGCUUCUCGUGAAGUAAACGGAGAGCUCUACUGUCUCAGAUGCCACGAUACCAUGGGUAUCCCAAUUUGUGGAGCAUGUCACAGGCCGAUUGAAGAGCGUGUCAUCGCGGCACUCGGCAAGCACUGGCACGUGGAGCACUUUGUCUGUUCCGUCUGUGAGAAGCCAUUCUUGGGACAUCGUCACUACGAGAGAAAGGGACUUCCAUAUUGCGAACAGCACUUCCACAAGUUAUUCGGAAAUCUUUGUUUCAAAUGCGGAGAUCCAUGUUGCGGGGAAGUAUUCCAAGCUCUUCAGAAAACGUGGUGUGUCAAAUGUUUCUCCUGCAGUUUUUGUGAUAAGAAACUUGAUCAGAAAACGAAAUUCUAUGAAUUCGAUAUGAAACCAACAUGCAAACGAUGUUACGAUCGGUUCCCCACAGAAUUGAAAAAGCGCAUCUCAGAAAGCUUAAAGGACCGCGACGUUGAAAAUCAAAGAAGAUCGAUGAGUCCUGGACCAAAAUAAUAAAAAAGAAAGAAAUAAAGGAGUCCCCGUAAUUCAUCAAUUUCCAUUAAAGAAGUAAUACUUUCCAAAUGCCAUUGCUCAUUUCUCUUUCCCAUUGUUUUUAAUACCUUGGUGCUAAAAAAAAACAUCGUGAAAAUUGUUAUCAAUCCGUUUUGUCUUUUAAAUGCCUUAUAUUUCAAAACUAUUUUUCGGUCACACAAAAAUGUCAUUGUACUCAUUUCUAGCUCCAUAAUUGUCCUUCCCCUUCCCUUUCCCAGCUACUUUUUGAUUCAGAAGCCUUCUGAAAACAAUCAUAACUUUCGACCAAAUUUUUUGUGUUCCUAUCCGCAAAAACUUUGCAUCUUUUCUCGGGUGUCAUUAUUGCAUAACUUGAUUUCUGAAUUUUUGUACUAUUUUUUUGUUCAGAAAAAAAAUAUUGACUGUAUUGAAACAAAAUCGUAUUGUAAUAUUG
Caenorhabditis elegans is the source of this 1527-nucleotide messenger RNA. It is a transcript of the gene unc-97, whose product is annotated as LIM domain-containing protein unc-97. The record is from RefSeq and is marked reviewed. Lineage: Eukaryota; Metazoa; Nematoda; Chromadorea; Rhabditida; Rhabditidae. The transcript has 7 exons. Bases 30 to 1076 code for a protein of 348 amino acids. Gene Ontology annotation, cellular component: nucleus; focal adhesion; anchoring junction.